Molecule: messenger RNA, 2031 nt
Organism: Exophiala spinifera
Lineage: Eukaryota; Fungi; Ascomycota; Eurotiomycetes; Chaetothyriales; Herpotrichiellaceae
Exons: 7
Coding region: 1-2031 (676 amino acids)
Biological process (GO): DNA-templated transcription; regulation of DNA-templated transcription
Molecular function (GO): DNA-binding transcription factor activity, RNA polymerase II-specific; zinc ion binding; DNA binding
Source: RefSeq, a predicted model, not a curated record
AUGGCUUCUAGCCUCCCAGCUCCGACUCCAAAGAACCGCGUGGAAAAGCGUGGGCGACAAGCCCGAACUGCUCUGACCUGCGCAAAUUGUCGGAUUCGUAAGACAAAAUGUGAUGGCAGGCAACCGAGCUGCAAGACAUGCGAGGUGUACCACGAUACCUGCCGCUAUGAAAAGAUCCCGCCGUUGUCUCACAUUCUGUCAAUGGCCAGAAAGCUCCAGGAAUAUGAACAACUGAUCGGAGAGCUCAGGCAAGGGUCGACACCGUCUGAUGACCCGGCAUCCAGGGCCUCAUUCGUCGAGGUGGCGCGAGAUUCUCAUGUUCGGGGGGUUACAGGGGAAAUGUCCCCUACGCAAGUCCCUGCGCCGACGACUCCUCCAGUCGCGGAUCCUGAACCAAGGGCUGUAGCUGCUGGAGCCGUUCCAGGGGCUCAAAUCUCAGAUCUAAGCAUUGACGAACACGGUCGGCUGUGCUACCACGGUCCUACGUCUGCUGUACACGACCCUUCUCGAGUAGAGGAACCAUCUGCUUCCGUUACGCUGGAAGAUACUCCUCGAUCCGAUGCAGACGUACGCAGAUUCCUAAGGACCAGAGCUUCAGAACUGAGGUCGCUUGAGGAUUUCUCAGUGGGCAAUGCUGCUCUCCAGAUCGAUAUACCCAAAGAGCUCGUUUCCAAAAUGCUACAGCUGCAUUGGGCAUGGAUAGCCCCAAUGUUCUUGUGGGUUUACAGGCCUGCUUUCAUGAGGGAUAUGGCCUCAGGUGGUCAAUACUGCUCGCAAUUACUCGUCACUGUUCUCUGUGCCCAUUCGUCUCGAUUUCAAGGUGGCGAACUCGGGAAGAUGCUCAUCUCUCGAGCCCGUCUCCUUCUCGGAGGCGAGAUACAGAAGCCUAGCUCUAUCCCAACCGCGCAGGCAUUGCUCCAGCUGAGUGCUCGCGAGCUUGCCUAUGGAGCGACAUCUCAGGCCUGGCUGUACAGCGGUAUGGCUUUUCGGAUGGUGAGCGACCUUGGCCUUCACCAUAGCAAUGGCCGCGAGUCCAAUCUGAGUCACUUGACGGUCGAAGAUCUAGAAAUCCGGAAGAGACUUUUCUGGUCAUGCUACUUCUGGGAUAAAGCCAUCAGUCUAUAUCUUGGUCGGAUGCCUACAUUGACUGAUUUACCCUCGGACCAUGCCCCCACCCUCUUUGAUGACCACACAGAAGACGAAUUCUGGGUACCGUACUACGGGGAUUCAGGACACUUCGGCUCCAUCCCGGUUCAUGAUUACCCUCGUCAAAAGGCACACUCCAUAUCGUGCUUUGAGAAUUCAUGCAAGCUUGCCAUCAUUAUCAACGACAUCAUGGUGCAGUUGUACUCGCAUCGCCCGUCUUCCAGCACAGAACAGGCGCUUUCGGCGCUUCAGAGACGAUUGGAUUACUGGCGAGCUGCAUCUCCCUCUCAUUUGAAAUACGAUGGCGACAAUGCACCCCUUGUAUGCCCGCCGCCUCAUAUUCUUGCUCAAAACCUUCUCUACUAUAGUACCAUCAUCCUACUUCACCGCCCAUUUAAUUUGAAUUUUGCACACCAUGAGGCAUGCCGGAAAGCUUCCAAUAACAUCGAGAGCCUUCUUCUCGUGCUCGAAAAAACGUUUGGAUUCACGCGGCUGACAUAUCUCAUGGCGUACUGUGUUUAUACCGGUGCGUCUGCUAUUAUAAAAGACGUCAGAGGUGGUGAUGUGGAGGCAAGUUCGCGUAUGGGAACAUUUCAGCGCGCUCUUCAGGGAGCUCUCAGCACCUGCCCACUCGUUCAAAGAAGCCUUGACAUUAUCAACAACGGCUUGCGAUCACCUGAACGUAAUCAAUCUAGAUCCCUCAACAGCGCUGUUGAGACCGAACCGCAACAGUAUCUGCCUGCCUUCCCAAACCAUGAUUUCCUUCUCGAUGUCGAUCAAUGGGAGUCUCGCGGAUCUCUUGACAUCAACAGUUUUCCAUUUCUAGACUGCUUCCCAGAAAACCACAUUGACACAGAGAUAGGCGACUGGUGUCUCCACGUCUAA